CGAUUAUAUUUUCCUUAUAUUAUUCACUUGUUUCAUACAAACGUUUUCCUGUGGACUACUAAUCGUAUUUCAAUCGUUUUAAGAUUAUUAACUUAAAGAAAUAGGGUGAAAUAUUUUUGGUGAAAUGACUAUCGAAAAUGAUGUAGAUUUUACUGGUAAUGAGAAGAAAACAGCUAAUUGUUGCAUUGUACCUGACAGUCAAAAAAAUUGUUCGGAUUUGGCAAACCAACCACAGAUGCUACAUCGGUAUCCCCUAACUCCAUGUAUGGGGCUACUACAUUUAAAGUAUAGAAAAGUCAACAAUUGUAAUUUGUCCUGCGAAAAUGAUCUCGAUGUUAGCGCACACAAAAUUCGUCCUACUUGUGUUGAUAAGACUCCGGUUGUUAAUGAUUACAGUGCAAAAGAAUUGUUGAAACGAUACCCAAUUUUACCAUAUGAAAGUCUGUUAGAAAAAGAGAAGAAUAAAUGUCAAGAUGUAUUUAAACCCAGAAGACAAAGUUUAUUGAAUCGAAUGGUGCCAACAGUGAGACAACCAAUAAAAGCUAGACAUUCAUUAAACAAUGCAAAGAACAAUAAUAUAUGUGAAUCUGGAGAUUUUGUUAAGAUCACAGGAGAGAAAAAUCAACCAAUUGUUAUUCGAAAUAAUUCAUGUCAUGAAGAAGCAAAAAUCUGGAAUCAGGCUAAAAAUCGUUUGUUAGAAUCUAAAAUUGCACAGAAUAUUCCGGUUACAUCUACAGAAUAUCAAUAUUCUACAUGUAAAAGAACUAAAAUUUGUACCGUUCCUGGUAUGAAAAGACGAUCCAGUAUCGAGGAUGCAGCAUUAUCUAGAUCGAAUGAACAGUAUUUAAAAUAUGAUAGACCUUUACAAACUACGGUAAAACGAUCAUGUACUGAUGAAUUCUGUAAAGUACAAAGAACUAACUAUGAAAACAGAUAUAUCUAUCAGUCAGAUGCAGUGAAAAAUACGACUGCAUGUAUGUGUGGAAUUCAGUCGAGUGGUUCACUUCUCAUCACCACCUCCUCAACACCAUCAUCACCAUCUAUAUCAACUUCCUCAGUUCCUUCAGCCAAACGACAAAGUCUUCCUUUGAAAAGUAGGAGAUGGAAUAAAGUAGCGUCAAAGCAAUUCUCUCGUCGUUUUAGUACUGGAAGUGUGAGUUCUGUACAAUCUUCGACUGAAUAUCUAAACAGUGAGAACGAUAGUGUGCAUGCGCAAAAUCCACUUUCGAAAACAGCGCUUCAACAGAGUUCUAGUAUAUUUCGAGGAAUCAGGAAGUCUGCACAACAAACGAUCAGUAAUAUUUGCAAAGUAAUGAAAUAUUCUAAUCCCAAUAUAUCACUUACUUCAAACAGUUCAUAUCACAAUCUUGAUCACUCAAAUCAAUCAUUCAUCUCAAAGUCGAACUCAUUCAAGCUAUACACCGAACACUUGUCACAUUCUGAUUCACUACGAAAUACUUCAUCCACAACAGAAUACUCAUAUGAAUUAAAUAAAAUCUCAGUUGACAAGAAUGGUCAAAUGAUAGUUUCGGAUGACAGUUGUCAAUGUGCACCAACUGUUCGAUAUGUCAUACUGUCACGACGUGAAUUUGAUGAGUCAUUUGGUUUAUUUGUAAUCAAAUCAGAACAAGGUUAUCGUAUUACACGUUUAUCAGAAAAAUUAAAAGAAAAUAAUCAAAUACAUAUUGGUGAUGAAAUUAUUCAAAUUAAUGGAAUUCAUUGUAAACAAUUAGAUAUUUAUAAUUUACAAAAAUUAUUUUAUAAUAAUCAAUCAAUUAUUUUAACUUUUAUUGAUUCAUCGAAUGAUUCAAUUAUAUGAUAUAUCAUAUUGAUUUUCAAUAUUGAUAUGAUCGAUAUUGUAUAUUAUCUUAUUUUCCUCCCUUCUUUGAAUAUAAUGAAAUGUAGUAUGUAUAAUAAGUAAGAAAAUGUACUUCCUCUCUAUACAGAGGAUAAAAACUAUAUUUUAAUAAUGUGACAUCAUCAAAUAUCUUAAUUGUAUAGAUUUUUUUAAUUUUUGAUUAUCAACUUUGUAUUGAUUUAUUGAUUUAUCUAUCUAUCUAUCUAUCGAUUUUUCUGUUUGAUUUGAUUUAUUUUUUUUAAAUAAUUUUUUGAAUUGUAUAUAUAAAUAAAAAUAGAUCUAUU
Molecule: messenger RNA, 2142 nt
Organism: Schistosoma rodhaini
Lineage: Eukaryota; Metazoa; Platyhelminthes; Trematoda; Strigeidida; Schistosomatidae
Source: the annotation of a GenBank genome assembly